This is a messenger RNA of Diaporthe citri, 1107 nucleotides long. RefSeq lists its product as uncharacterized. Lineage: Eukaryota; Fungi; Ascomycota; Sordariomycetes; Diaporthales; Diaporthaceae. The transcript has a single exon. The record is from RefSeq and is a predicted model, not a curated record. Bases 1 to 1107 code for a protein of 368 amino acids.
AUGCAUGUGCUCCGCUCACUCCGCUCACCUGGUGACCUCUGGAUCUCGGAGGAGAUCCUCACAAGUGCCCGCGACUACAUCCGCGAGCACAAGGCAGCCAAACAUGAUGCCGAACUUGACAGGCGCGCCAGCUUACCCUCGCACUACGGGGACUACUUCAAGGGGCUCGUGGCGGUCCGGCGCCUCCUCCAGGAAUCGAGGGUCGACGAGGCGCUGCUGGUGCUGCGACGGGCCCCCGAGCAGAUCCGCAUGUUGCUGUUCGGGACCGUGAACAACGCCUUUGGCUGCAUCUGCAUCACGGUCCUGUGCGUGAAAUGGGACGAGUCUAGGGCAGAAGACAUGAACGCGACUCUGAGGGCCUUGUUGAAAUUCGCGGCGUCCGUAGUCCAUGAAAACUCGGGGCCCGGCCCCCUGCGGCGGAUCCUCACGAGCCUGACAAAACUGGACGACCGAGUAUUACGCGAGGCCAUCAUCCAGACCUGGAGGUGCCAGCUGCAGACGUGGACCGCCAUGAUCGAGCCCGACUGGAACGUGCCGCUGCUGGGCGAGUGGCUGGCGUUUGGCGAGACGGCUGGCUACGACCAGCUGCCGUCAAAUUUCGAAAAGGGCCUCCAAGAUACAAUACGCGGCCACGAGAUUCAAUACGGCAGGUCAAGCCUGCCGGUCGUCACCCUUCUGUGGCUUUACGGCGAGCACUCGCGCCUCUACGCCGAGAAGUCCGGCACGUCCACGGAGAAGGCAAGGAAGAUCUUCCUGGACCUCCUGGACCGCGGCCAAGACCACGACAUGCUUGGUAAAUAUACCGCCCAGUACUUUGUGGCGAAAGAGUACCGGAAGAGUGGGGACAAAGUGAACGCUGAGAAGUUCUUGCGGGGUGCAAUCGAGAGCCUGUCUUCGGUCGAGGACAGGCCGUGCUAUGGCGUCUCUGCGGCGCUGGAGCUAGUACAUGAUCUUGAGCGGUGGCUUACCGAAUGGGGGGAGUACGACAAGGUGGAGGAGAUCCGACAGAAAAGUCUGAAAAUGCGUCUCGCCCAUGAAAAGAAAACACCACAAAGCCCAUCUGCGGGACAAACUGGACUACAUUUAAUACAGCAACAGCAAUCAUGA